This is a messenger RNA of Rhizoctonia solani, 2397 nucleotides long. Its product is annotated as chromosome transmission fidelity protein 1. Gene Ontology annotation, biological process: transcription by RNA polymerase II; positive regulation of mitotic recombination; nucleotide-excision repair. Gene Ontology annotation, molecular function: ATP binding; hydrolase activity, acting on acid anhydrides, in phosphorus-containing anhydrides; damaged DNA binding. Gene Ontology annotation, cellular component: nucleus. Bases 1 to 2397 code for a protein of 798 amino acids. The record is from RefSeq and is a predicted model, not a curated record. NCBI's taxonomy places the organism in Eukaryota, Fungi, Basidiomycota, Agaricomycetes, Cantharellales, Ceratobasidiaceae. The transcript has 13 exons.
AUGUGUGACCUCAAGAGGACUCUAGACGCUACAGGCCACUGUGUCCUCGAAAUGCCUUCAGGUACCGGAAAAACUGUCUCCUUGCUAUCACUUAUUGUCUCUUAUCAGCAAUUUUAUCCUACAAAACGCAAAUUAAUAUACUGCUCCCGAACGGUUCCCGAAAUUGAGAAAGCGCUAUCCGAGCUGAAACGUCUCAUGGCUUACCGCAUUUCGCAAGCAGAGACGCCCGAGCAGAGGAUCAAAGAGGAAGCAUUCACUGGACUUGGAUUAACUAGCCGCAAAAACCUGUGCUUAAACCCAGAAGUAUCAAAAGAGAAAAAAGGGAAGUUGAAAAGGGACGGAAUGACCCGGGCAACCAUCCGCUAUGUGCUUGGCAUGAGGCGAGUAAUAGUUUUCUCACCUUCGCCUCAUACUUCACAUUAUCCACAGGGCCUCAACGAUAUGGAGGAAGGGGCUCUCAUCCCAGCUGGUAUUCACACCUUGGCUGAUAUAUCCAAUAUGGGUCGUGAGCGAACUACAUGUCCUUACUUUACUAUCCGUCGAAUGAUGCCAUUUGUCGACGUGAUCAUUUAUUCCUUCCAUUACCUUUUGGACCCCAAGGUUGCUGAGCAAGUCUCAAAAGAGCUUUCAAAGGAUUCUAUCGUUGUGUUUGACGAGGCACACAACAUAGACAAUGUGUGUAUUGAAUCACUUAGUAUUGACCUCACCAGACCAAUGUUAGAAGCUGCGGCGCGCAGUGUUACACGACUUGGCGAAAAAAUUGACGAGAUUAAGGCCACAGACGCUAACAGAUUACAAGAGGAGUACGAAAAACUUGUUGAAGGGUUGCAGGAAACAGAGAAUGACCGUGCAGAGGACGUGGUCAUGGCUAACCCUGUCCUUCCUGAUGAUCUUCUUAAGGAAGCAGUUCCAGGCAAUAUCAGAAAAGCUGAACAUUUUAUUGCAUUCCUUAAACGAUUGGUCGAGUACCUCAAGGCAUGUUAUCCCAGAUUAUCCCGAAUUAUGUCUAACAUUGUUGUUACUAAGACCCGAAUGCGUGUUUUGCACGUUGUCGCUGAAACCCCGCUCUCGUUCUUACAACAUUUGAAAGAUAUCACGUAUAUUGAGAGGCGGCCAUUACGGCGAUCGCUGAUACGGACGCUAGAGCUCACACAAAUAGAUGAAUACUCUUCUCUUCAAAAAGUUGCGAAUUUUGCGACAUUAGUGUCAACGUAUGAGAAAGGUAAACAUAUUCAAGCUGCUCUCGAACUGCGCUCAUCAGUAAAUCUAGGGUUUUUGCUUAUCCUUGAACCGUUCGAGGGUGAGAACACCACCGUUCCGAAUCCAAUUUUUCACUUUACUUGCCUCGACCCAUCUCUGGCCAUCAAACCGGUAUUUGAGCGCUUCAGUAGCGUCGUUAUCACAUCCGGUACCAUCUCCCCCUUGGAUAUGUACCCCAAAAUGUUACAGUUCACACCUGUCGUGCAAGAAACGUACCCAAUGACACUAACCCGCAACUGCUUCCUUCCACUCGUAAUUACACGUGGCUCCGAUCAGGUUGCAAUUAGCAGCCGAUUUGAGGUCCGCAACGAUCCGAGUGUGGUUAGGAAUUUUGGGAGUAUUUUGAUCGAGUAUUGUAAGAUUGUCCCCGAUGGUGUUGUUGCUUUCUUUCCCAGCUAUUUGUAUAUGGAAUCGAUCGUUGCUGCCUGGCAUGACAUGGGCAUCUUGAGUGAGGUAUGGAAAAACAAGCUUAUUUUUGUGGAAACGCCCGAUGCAAAUGAGACCAGCGUGGCGCUGGAGAAUUAUCGUAAAGCUUGUGAUAAUGGCCGGGGUGCUGUUCUACUUUCCGUCGCAAGAGGCAAGGUUUCAGAAGGAAUAGAUUUUGAUCACAACUAUGGGCGAGCCGUCAUUAUGUUCGGCAUCCCAUACCAGUACACAGAAAGUAGGAUUCUUAAGGCACGACUAGAGUAUCUCCGAGACGCAUACCGCAUUAGAGAAUCGGAAUUCCUCGGCUUUGAUGCUAUGCGCAAUGCUGCCCAGUGUGUCGGGCGUGUCCUGCGUGGUAAAACGGACUGGGGAUUAAUGAUUUUCGCGGACAAGCGAUUUGCACGAGCCGACAAGCGUUCUAAGCUUCCCCGAUGGAUCAACCAGUACAUUACGGAAAGUGCCUCGAACCUUUCUACCGAUAUGGCGCUAGUACAAUCCAAACUAUUCAUGCGUACGAUUUCCCAAAGCCAUGAUGUCGAACAAACUGGAGUAUCUCUUUGGACAAAGGAAGAUAUUGAGGCGCAUCAAGCCAAGUUGCGUGCUAUGGACCCAGCCGAUGUCGAAAUGAAUGAGGACAAGGAUGAGGAAGAUGAAUACGAGGGCGGAAUUUCCGAUGCCGUUCUCGCAAACGUGGAUUUGGAUGACAUGUAA